GUGCAAAGCAAAAUGUGUAAAACGGGAAAAUCAUCAACCAAAAAAGCAACUAUGAUGGCCGCUGGCAUUGACAGUAGCCACAGUUGGAUUAUUUUUCUUUGGAUUGCUACAUUCAUCCUCGGCACGGCCAGUAGCACCAGUGUGUUGGGUGUUGCACUAGGACAAGGAAUUCCGACUUGGAUAUCCUUGGGAAUCAAGUCUCCUUUUAUUGUAUUCCGAACGGAACAGGAGGUGCUAUCCAACAAUAGCGUGCUGUUGAAUCUUACAGACAUACGGAACAAGCUUAAAUCCGUACAUAACCUCGAUCACUUCAUCCGACCGAUCGACGGUAAUGCUGAUAAUAAAAACACAAAGAAAGAUACGUUCGCACCCAAAGGGGCCGGUGGUAGGAUAGGUACUGUCGGCAGCACUAACUCACCACCUGCUGCGCCACCAGUCUUCAGCGCCGAGAGUGCGUUCAGCAGUGGCAACGUUUCAAUAACCUUCCUCACCACCGUAGCCCCGUCGUUUGUGAACCACUUUGAGAAAAGCAACGGCAAUGACGGUGAGCACGGAGCUCGACCCAUAUUGUCCAUGAGGAACAAACCUCACAUACCGAGUGUGCUAGGUUCUGGAGAUCAUAUGAUUUCGGACGAUGAUGGAGGCGGAGGAAAUGGUAAAAAAGAGCGCAAGUACAUCAUUCCACUAGCACUGAAAACGUCCACGAACGAAAAGGAGAAAACUUCAUCCGUAUUCCAUGGUUCGUCCACCAAUAUCGACGAUCUGAAGCGGCAUAUAUUGAUGUUACAAAAUCUGACUCAAUCCGAUAAAAACUUCCAAAGCAAAUUUGUAGUAUUUCCCUCGCUGCAGAAAAACGGAACCGAACGAACCGGACAGACGACAGCAACCACUACGCCGGCAACAGUUUCACCGCAUCAUUUAUCGAUGGCAGCAGCUGGAUCUUCCCCAAAGGACGUGAAGGAGUAUCGAAACUUUGCACCGUCGUUGCGCGGCCAAAGCACGAAAGGGGACACAAAUGCCACAAACAAUCGAUCGUUGGUCCGGCCGCAGAUCUCCUCCUCGAUCAAUGUGCCAAAGAAAGCAUUCCCGGACUCGCACGACAUAAUGUCGGACAAAAAAGAGGAGGCCCUACAGGCGUUCAAGGCGGAAAAAAUCACUAUAGUGCCGCAAGUAUUUUUGCAAAACGAUCAAACAAGUGAAGCUGUCACCGAUAAGGAGAACAACUUGAACGAAUCUGCCAAUCGUGCUGCUGCUGCCGAUAGCGCUAAGAUGACGGCUAUAUCGCAGGUCGAGAAUGGUCCACCGUUUUCCCGAAUGCGCGAAACGAGGGAAAAAAAUGUUGUUAGAAAGUUUGGACAUAAAUCAACGACAUCUGGUAGCAGCAAGAGCGGGCCUAACCCGGAGGGUGGCAUACUGGGCAAUGCUAGAAACAAUCAAACGGUUCUUACAACUCCGCAUGUGAAAACAAGCAGCUCGACGAAUAUAGGAAAAGGAUUCCCAAACCGUGCUGCAUCGGUCGAGAUCGAAGCGCAGCGGUGGAAUAUGAAUGGACCGAAGUUAAACGGAACGUCAUCAGCUAAACCGACCGCAGCGAAGCGGGAUGGGAAAAAGAAACAACGUAAAAAUGGUAAGCGUCGAGGAGGGAAGCAAACCAUCAAACUCAAUGGGUCAAAAGAACAGCCAAAAACGGUAAUAUUGAACGACGACGCUACGGUACUACAAAUGUAUGAUAUCGAGCGUACCAGCAGUAGUGACGCGCACCGACAAGAGAUGGGUGGUAUGCGACCCACCAAGCCAGGACGUUCCACCGGAAGCCGGAAGCGGUCUCCUUCAUCCUCUCGCGUGCGGCGCAACGAGAACGGUGGGGUAUUGCAGCAGGCAGCCAGCAAACAACAACAACUGUACGCUUCCACCGGACGACUGCAUGGCCAGAUUGGCCGGGAUGGACGGUACGAGAGCCGUAUGGUGGCGGCCGCAGGUUCGAUGGAGUCGUUAGCCGGCACAAUGGACCAGCUCACGAGUGAAGGAUCCGGUGAGAACAGCAACAAUAGAAGUCACAAUUACCGUAAUCGGACUUUAUCAGCGGAUGGCAAUGAGAAAGAUAUUUUGGAUUUGAAUCCGGAUCUAUGCUACACGCUCAGCGCGCUAAGUGGCGGACAACAGAAACUGUGCGCUCAGCACACGAGCAUUAUGCCAGCAAUCAGUCGUGGAGCACGGGCAGCCAUACAGGAAUGCAAACAUCAGUUCCGGAACCGAAGGUGGAAUUGCAGCAUCGUGAAUGAUGAUACCGUAUUUGGACCCAUAUCAAAUAUAGGAUCUCCAGAGAUGGCGUUCGUGUAUGCAAUGGCCGCGGCUGCAGCGUCUAGUUUUAUUGCACGGGCUUGCCGUGAUGGCCAACUAGCUUCCUGUGGAUGUUCCCGAAGCAGCCGACCCUCUAAGCUCAACGAAGACUGGACCUGGGGCGGAUGUGGCGAUGAUAUGGAAUAUGGUUACAAAUUUACGCAAACUUUCAUCGACAUUCGUGAGAAGGAGAAAAAACGGGGCACACGUGGCCUGGUAUCCAUUCCGGCCAAGUAUCCGAAAAUAAUCGAACGUCUGUUGGACGCACUAAACGAUACCACCAAAGCGGGCGUAAUGCUGAACGAGACGGACACGAUUCUUCGACCGGAGGACCUAGAAAAGCUGCAGGACAAAAUAGCGAAAGAGAUCGCCAACUCGAAUCUUAAUCCGAAGGAAAUCAGCGACCUACAGGAACGGAUUAACAAGGAAAUCACCAACUCCGAGGUAUUCAACCUGAAAAACGUCAACAUUUAUGAUAAAUUGAAAAAGAUAUUCCGAAAACCCGAGAAAACGCUCAACGGCGUACAGUUUAGUGCGUCAGCCAAGGCACGAGCCCUGAUGAAUUUGCAUAAUAAUGAAGCUGGUCGUAGGGCCGUUAUUAAAAAAUCACGCAUCAUCUGCAAAUGUCAUGGAGUGUCGGGUUCAUGCAGUUUGAUCACCUGUUGGCAGCAGCUAACAUCGAUCAGAGAAAUAGGCGACUUUUUGAGGGAAAAGUACGACGAAGCAACGCAGGUUAAAGUAAACAAACGUGGUCGAUUGCAGGUAAAAGAUCCACGCUACAAAAUACCAUCUGCUUUAGAUCUCAUCUAUCUCGACGAGAGUCCAGAUUGGUGUCGGGUCAAUCGACAGCUCAUGUGGCAAGGAACACAUGGUCGGGUGUGUAAUAAGACUUCCUCUGGGCUGGAUGGAUGCUCCAUACUAUGCUGCGGCAGAGGUUAUAACACAAAGAAGAUUAUCGUGAAGGAACGCUGUAAUUGUAAAUUUCAGUGGUGUUGCCAGGUAAAAUGUGAAGUCUGCACAAGAAGCAUCGAAGAAUACACGUGUAAAUAAUAGAAUAAAACAAAAAAACACGAAUGCGAAAUUUGCAGAAGCUCUAGUGUGAAAUGAAUCGAAGGUUAUGGAUCAUUCGCGCAGAACAAAAGUAUACUCGUUAUUCAGGUAUAUAAAUCCUCUCCAUGUAGGUUUUAUCGUUAGAUUAGUACAAUCGAACCGUGAAAAGUUUGAUAACAGGUCACCGGAACACAAUAGAGACAAAUUGUCUCAGACUGACUACACAAAGCCGACAAUAUUAUUUGCAUUCCUACAUUCCGUGAGGCUUGUUACACGUUUCUUACCACACAUGCUUCAAACUGAACGACAGUGAGUAACCCAGUCCCGAUUCAUUCUCCAUUAGCUACUGCCGGUGCAUGAUAGUCAGUUGUAAAUAUCAGUUAUUUCAGUGCGUGUUAAGAAUAUUUCUAAAGCAAAAACAAACACACAGUAUUAUUAGGUACAGUUUUACUUAAUGCAUUAAUUUAAUAUGCUAAGGUAAGAUUCUCGAUGGAAUUGGUAUUGAUAUUAUGAGCAGCGCAACAUUUGGCAAUAACUAACUCAUGAACUUGCAGAACGAUGAUCCAUCGACACUUGAUAAUUUUCUUCUAUUUCGUGUCUCGUCAACAUGUAACAAAUUCUACUGUAGAUAUUAAAGUUUUAGUAGCAGAGAUUGAAGCUCGAGCACGGUCAAACUAGCUUUUUAACAUUUAAUCUAUUUAAGCAACAACUGUCGUGUAGAUUUCACAGAUUUUGUAAAACUUGAGGCCCGCUAUGGGAUAGAUUUUCCGGAAGCGCGAAAGUGGAGUAGCUGCUCGGAGGUUCUUAUUUCUUCAGUAUUUGCUUGCUUGAAGAUUCGCAGGCGUGUGCUGGAUACUCUUAUUAGCUACGAAUGAAUGAAUAACCUGCCUAUUUAAGUGAUAUAAGCAAAGGAGCACUUUUAAUGAAUUAUUAUUGUACUUUUCAUUCCAAACAUGUUACAGCCGUAAGCAUGAGCAAAGAAGCAAUAAA
Anopheles moucheti is the source of this 4380-nucleotide messenger RNA. RefSeq names its product protein Wnt-5 (gene Wnt5). The transcript is spliced from 9 exons. Gene Ontology annotation, biological process: canonical Wnt signaling pathway; neuron differentiation; cell fate commitment. The record is from RefSeq and is a predicted model, not a curated record. Gene Ontology annotation, molecular function: frizzled binding; cytokine activity. Gene Ontology annotation, cellular component: extracellular region. Lineage: Eukaryota; Metazoa; Arthropoda; Insecta; Diptera; Culicidae. Bases 13 to 3390 code for a protein of 1125 amino acids.